Molecule: messenger RNA, 977 nt
Organism: Orcinus orca (killer whale)
Lineage: Eukaryota; Metazoa; Chordata; Mammalia; Artiodactyla; Delphinidae
Exons: 3
Coding region: 1-645 (214 amino acids)
Source: RefSeq, a predicted model, not a curated record
AUGGCCAGGCGGCCAGCGACGAGCCCGAAGACUGGCAGCAAGGUCUUCAGCCGCAUUCCCCUCCUCCCUCCGCUGGGUUCCACCUCCAGCAUCCUCAGACCGCCCGGCCCCCUCCCGCCACUCACCGGCGCCACGUGCACCUCAGGCCCGGAGGCUCACACUCUCCCGCCCGGUACUUCCGCCGCACAAGAGCCUCUUCGGCCACCGUACCGGCACAAAACGGAGGUGGGGAGGGAACCAAAUAGAAACUCGAAUAACUGGUUCAGAAAGCCAGCCAGUCACCCGCGGAAUCAGGGACGCUGUCACCUGCCCGAAAAAGCCUUCAGCGAUGGAAGGGUAUCAAUAAUAUCUAACGUCAACCGCUACUUUACGACAGUUAGGUCUAUUUGCCUACGGCGAGCGGAGGAAGUGACGUACAAUAGCGGCGUCCUUUGCAGCGUGACGUUGCAGGAAGUGCCGCCCCGCGGCGUUGCCCUUGGCGAUGGCUGGCGUCAGGGACCGCCCCUCUCCCAGCGGAUCGGCUUGUACCUGGUGGCAGCUGAGUGGCCGUACACCCUGUCCUCUCAGGCUACGCUGCAGUCCCCUCGCUCGUCAAUUGGUUGCGGCUCCAGCAACUGUGCUGCCCGUGGCUCUGAGGACGUUUGAGCCGCGCUCUGCCGGGAGGUGGAUCUGGCCGCGUCGGAGCUUAGUGGAAGGGCUUGUCUGCGUUCUUUCGAGUCGCUUGUUUCUUCCGGAUCUUUCCAAUAAAUCUUCACUGUUUGUAUCCUGUUGAUGGACUCCCUCUCCAUUUUUCAAUGGUGCAGUGGAAUUAUUUUAUAUUUAUUUUUACUGAGAUGUUGGAAGGGAAGAGAUGUAAACUGUAUAGAAUGUCAGUCAUUGUGAGCCAUUUAUUACAUUUUCUAUUUGUUAAUUGCUGACAAAUUAGGAAAAGUCAUUUUCUUAUGUUGAUUGUGUAUCCAGUUGCUUUAAUAAACUUU